AUGGCAAAGGGUUAUGAGGCCAAAUUUAUCAUUUCGAACACCAGGAUUUCAGAUGCAGGCAUCUACCAGUGUUCAUAUUACUUUAAAUCCAGCACUGAGAUGCGCUGUUCAGAUUACAGUGACAAAGCACACAUCAACAUAACAGAUCCUAGCAUCCCCAAACCCUCCAUCAAGGUGAAACCAGGGCUCCGGAAUGCUUUACACUCAAGCGUCAGUAUUGAAUGCCAGGGACAAGAAGAUGAUCUGAACUUCUUCCUUCGUAAAGCAAACACUGGAGAAAUAUUACAGGAAUCAUCAGCACUAGCUACAGGCACAGCCACCUUUCAUUUCUUUAAGGUUAGGAGUGAGGAUGCUGGAAGCUACAUCUGCCAAUAUCACCACAGAAGCUCUCCAUUUAUCUGGUCCGAGCCAAGUGACCCUGUGAAGCUCAUUGUGGAAGAUCCCAGUCUCCCCAAACCCUCCAUCAAAGUGAAAUCUGGUCAGCAUGAAGUAGGCAAGAAUGUUACCAUUAACUGCAAGGGGCCCAAGAGGGGCCUGACUUUCUCCUUGCACAAAUCAAAGAACUUCACAGCGCUACAGAUGUUGAAGGCAGAGGGCAACACAGCAAAGUUCUCUUUACCUCUGCUGAGACUAGAGGAUGCAGGGAACUACACUUGUCAGUAUUACCAUGGAGAAAAUCCCUUUGUUUCUUCCCAGCCAAGUGAUCCUGCACAAGUUGUUGUAACUGGUAAGAAGCUUGGUUAA
Heteronotia binoei (common prickly gecko) is the source of this 744-nucleotide messenger RNA. Its product is annotated as T-cell-interacting, activating receptor on myeloid cells protein 1-like. The transcript is spliced from 3 exons. Lineage: Eukaryota; Metazoa; Chordata; Lepidosauria; Squamata; Gekkonidae. The record is from RefSeq and is a predicted model, not a curated record. Bases 1 to 744 code for a protein of 247 amino acids.